Menidia menidia (Atlantic silverside) is the source of this 4455-nucleotide messenger RNA. The record is from the annotation of a GenBank genome assembly. Lineage: Eukaryota; Metazoa; Chordata; Actinopteri; Atheriniformes; Atherinopsidae.
UUCUUGUCGAACUGAACACAUUUACUCCUCAGUAAAAAUGACAGUUGCUAGAAUUUAUUUAAUAAAAAUGUGACCCAGGUCACAAAUGUGAUGUUUGACAAGUAAUACAUAUUCAUCCGCUUCGACACGAGUUUCAAGAACACAACAGUACCCGGAUGGACUGUCAUGGCCGCCGUCGCUGUGGUUCCACAGAGAGGAGAGAAGGAAGGCAAAUGUUUCUGUUGUGUGUAUGUUUUUCAACCUUAAUCGUCACUUACAAUGUUGGACGUUGAUGGGACGCAACCUUAACUUCCAGCGAGUUCAGAGCUUAGCUUCCACACUACAGCUGGCCAGACACCUCUUGCACUGAUGGUUGAGGUUUUACCAAAGGAGAACAGAUUUGUAAUCAUGGAAGACCUCGCAUUACCUCCUGAUUCUGCAAAAAACGGCAGCAUAUCAGUAAUAACAGAUGAAAAGGAAAAGGUGAAAGACUUUGUAUACAAGCAUUUCAGAGAAGUAACAGAUGGACCACUCUUCAGUAAUGCAGAAGAAUCUACCAUAAUGGAACAUGGGAGUUGUACAAAAAAGGAUAAACCAACUCUAAAAACUCAUUGUAAAGUUCAACAGGGGGCUGUUUUUUCUGGAAAAAUUCUGAGUUUUGGAUGCUCAGUGUGCAAAGAUGACUUCACAUUUAGCCCCAAUGAUCUCCUUAAACAUUUCCGAGCUGCUCAUCAGGGAAACCUUCCCACAUAUCCUUGUGAUUUGUGUGAUUUUGUCACAAAUGAGUUCCCUGCUCUUCAGCGCCAUCGAAUUGAGCACAGGAAUACUUUGGUUACCUGUGAGCUGUGCAACAAUGGCAUUCAGUACUCUCUGCUUUUGCUUACAAGACACUACAUCAUGUGUCACAGUACAAAUGGACAAUUCAAGUGUGAUUGGUGUGAGUUUACAACUGUUGACGCAGGAACAUUUGUCCAACACAUCCAUCAUCAUAAUGAGAGUCAUUGGAAGUGUACCAAAUGCAGACAUAUUAGUUUGAAUGAAGAGGAUCACCAGAAUCAUAUGAAGGCUCACACGGAUACUUUCCCUUUCACUUGUCAAAUAUGUGGAUAUGGUGCAGCAAGAAGUGAGAACCUUAAAAAACACACCGCAAGCGUUCAUAAGGAGGAGGCUGAGAGGAGGUGUGCAUGGAAGGCUAUUGAAGACAAUAGCUCUUUAGCAAAUUCAUCUGCAAACUUAAAACAGUCUAAAAAAGGUGCUGAGUCACAAGAGGCUCAGAAAAUGUCAAAGAGCAACCAUCUUUCUUGGAAUGUACCAAACCAAAAUGGCAGACUAGUCAAACCAGAGCACUCCGUGGAGGAUAACGGUCCCUAUACAUAUGGGAGUGCAGUGAAAAAGGGCAGCAGGAGUUGGAGCAAAAAUGUCUCUAGCACAGAACAUUCGGCACCAGUAAUGCUGCAGGAGUGCGACAGCUUCUUAAGCUCCGACAUUGGAAGUAACAUCAAUGCUAACGGACUUACUGUUGUGAUGGUUAAGAACAAAAUCUCUCUUCCCCCAAACUGUACGACCAAAGUGAUGGGAUUCAAGAUGGUUGAUGGCAAAAAACAUUUGGUUCUCAAAGUAAUACCUGCGGAAAAGCAAGACUUGCCCGCUCAGAACCAUUCCAUCGUGGACAGUGGAGGGCCCUUGGUGUCGCAUCCAGAGUUGAGUAAAGGUAAAGUCUCCACUGAGAAUGGGCAAUGCUCUGAUUAUAAGAGCUCAGUGUCAAAUUGCUUAACUGUUUCAUCAACAAGUGAGUCUUGCCCUCAAAUGGAUCAAGACGAUAUUAUGGCUGUAAAAGUCAAGGUUGAGGAGGAGGAAACCUCUGUUUACAACUUUAACUCCACUCUACACACAAAUGACGAGGAUGAUGAUGAUGAACAAACAAAUAUGUUACUCAACAGAUCACUGACACCAGAAGCUGCGUUACAUCCAGUAACAAGUGAGUUGUGUCAUGAAGAUGGUCAGAUGCAUUUAAACAAAACAAAAAGUGGAACAGAGGAAAGUAAGUGUGGCAAUAACCUGGAUUCUUUAAACGGAAAAUCGGAUGCAGUCAGCCAUCGUCCGUCUCUUAGUAAUCCUACAACAGUGCGUGCUGCUAAGGUCACUACUUUAUCAGCUACUUCAACAGCGGUUCAGGAAACCUCGCCUUCCCGACCUGUCUUCAGAGCUGUUAAUGACAAUGGAUCCUCACACGAGUCUCCUCAGGCCGGUAGCAACGACGCUCCAUUUGAGACAAACAAAGGGAACUCGGCUUUCAAUGCUGUGGAUACUGCUCCAGAAGAAUUUCAGUGUUUGCAUAUUGAUAUGAAACAUAGAAAUGACAAGUACAGUCUUGAAACACCUGUGCAGUCAUUACAAGCCUCAUCAGUUGGCAGCAGAGAGAGUGCAUUUUGCAUGGGAAAAAGCACAUGCAAUGCACCAAACCAGGAAGUCUUUACCUUUCAUAACUAUUCCAAGGAAGCAUUUAGCACUUUACCUGAUGCUACCCAGAACUUAAACGGUAAUUCAGAGUUUUCUGGAGACAGUAAAUUCAUUUGUAAAUCAUCCCCUUUCAGCCCGACAUCGAGAGAAUCUUCAGAACAUGUCAAAGAAAGUUCAGCUGAUGACUUAAUCAAUGAAAACGUAGUUGGUGUUGAUGAUCCUCUUGAUGAGGAAAAUGGAGAUUCACUUCUCGAUGACUUCAAUAUUAUCAAAGUUGAGGAAGAGAGUAUUCCCAUUUCCACAAAGCAGCCAGAAACAAAGAGCUGUUCAACUAAUUUGGGCAGUUUUGUAGAAGAACAUUCUGAUGAAAUUAUUACCCAACAGCUUAACAAAGAAAGGACAGGAUCCUCAAUUGCCAACUGCAAUUCUUUAAAGCAGACAAAAACAACCCUGAGAAUUCUUCAGUUACCAGAGGGCAAGCAGCCAGUACUCUUGAGGGCAACUAACAGCCAGUUUGAUGUUCCUUCACAAGCCAAGGCUUCCCCUGGUUUCAAACUAAUAACCAACACUACAAAUCCCCAGAUCAAUGUAUCUUUCUUACAACCAGCGGUGGAACAAUCAAGUAAUGUCACAGGUCUUUCUCAAAAUUCCAAGACAUUAGGCAUGCCAACAGCAAAGCCACAAGCUGUAGACAAGGGGAAUACAAUUUUCUCUGCUAUUAAACCAGGAGUAAAUGCCACCUCCAAUCACUAUCUCAUCAACAGUCCAGGUUUGAAGGGUCCUGUACUUCUUUCAAGUGCACCAGUUGAUAAAACGGCAAAGACACAACCAGCAUGCUACUUGGUGCAAAGGUCUGUUCAACUUGCUAAAACUACAAGUACACCAACUGUCAAACUAGCAAGUACCCAGUUCCCAUUGAGCUCCCGGCCAGUUCUAGCAAUGCCUGUGAGCUCUGCAGAGAAACCCAGCACGCUGCAAACAGGUCGCCAGGCUUUUCUGCUCCGAUACAUAUCUCCACACAAAUCAGGCCUAUUUUUAAACAACCAGGACUUAAAGAGUGGAACCACCAGCAAUCAAACCAGUGAAAGCUCCGGAAAUAAAGUAAUACUAAAAAUCGUUACCCCCAGUUCCAGCCUUCUCACAAGUAGCACCCCCACCUCAAGCAGUCAACCUUUGUUUUUGGCCACUUCACCCCAAACCAAGUGUUUUCUGGUGUCAUCCAACAAAAAUAAUGCGAGCACUUCAAGUGGAGUAAAGAGACUGAUUAGCAUACAAAAUGCUGUACAAAAAGAUGUCAAGAUUUCCAACAUCUCACGCCCUCAGAUUAAUGUUAAGGCUCAACCGUGUGAAGCAGAGAAACUGUUGUUGGCCCCAAGGCCAAUAAGGCCUCCAAGCCAAAGGAAGAGGCGCAGGAAAGCAUUAUUCGAUGAGCUUCCAGCAACCGCUCAGAAGGCUAGAAGACUGUCAAGUAAAGCACAGUCUGAGAAAGAAACUACCGUCUUAUGGAAGCCUAUUGCCAAAGAGGUGGAAAGGACAUUAAGACUUGCCCCGUUCAGCUUGGUCCAGCAGGUCAAAUGCCCUCGCAGAUACCAACCUGUUGUGGUACUCAAUCAUCCAGAUGCUGACAUUCCUGAAGUUGUCCAAAUAAUGAGGAUAGUCAACAGGUACAAAGGUGCUGUCACGAAGGUCUCUCUGUGUCCAAAAACAAUCCAAGCACUCUCAGACCUCGGUACUGUUGGGAAUAAUUCAUCAACCAAAGGUUUGUUGACUAAUGGGGAUAAUCCCAGACCAAGGCCACUUCAGAGUGCUGUUCGGGAACACUUCCUUCUCAAACUGAAGCUAAGGAAAAAAAGCAAAAGAAAAUAUGAGGUAGUUGAAACUGUAUCAUGUAGUAAAGAAGGAUCGGUGGUGUUCGACUGCUGGUUCUGUGGUCGGCUCUUCAACAACCAGGAGGACUGGGUUGGCCAUGGCCAGAGGCAUCUCAUGGAGGCUACUAGAGACUGGAAUAAACUGUUC